AUGGGGAAAAGAAAGGGAGGGCCACUAUGGAUAUUCUGCCUAAUUUGGAGUUAUUGCGAGGGCAAAUCACCAGUGCAGAUAGUCCAGCGCCCUGCAGUCACCAGGAGUGAAUGUUCCACCUGGGGCAGUUUCCACUUUCAGACAUUUGACCAUGUUAAAUUUGAUUUCCCUGGAAUCUGCCACUAUGUUUUCGCCUCGCACUGCAAUGACAGCUACCAGGACUUCAACAUCCAAGUCAAGCGCAGCGACAAGAAUGGAUUUCCAGUCUGCUUCACUGCUACCAUUGAUGGAGUGCUUCUAGAGGUGAAAGAGUCAGGCAUCACAGUGAAUGGACAUGAGAUUCCCCUUCCCUUCAGCUUGAAGAGCAUUUUGAUUGAAGACACCUGUACUUACUUCCAAGUCACAUCCACGCUUGGCCUGACUCUCAAGUGGAACUGGGCUGACACUCUCUUACUGGACUUGGAAGAUACAUACAAGGGGAAAACAUGUGGUCUGUGUGGGAACUAUGAUGGCAAUGAGGAGAAUGAUUUGCAUUUGAAUGGUUAUAAACUACUCCCGAGGCAGUUUGGAAACCUUCACAAAGUAGAGGAGCCCUCAGAAAAGUGCCCUGAUGUAGCUGAAGAUGAAGAUGCCAAAAACCAUAAAAGUCGCUCUCCUCAACAAAAAAAUAAAUGUAGUAAAUAUAAAUCAAAAUGCAAGAAACUCCUAGCCCAUCUUGGGAACUGUUCCAGAGUGGUUGCUUUUGAUGACUAUGUAGCCACCUGCACCGGAGACAUGUGCAUCUGUGCAAAGAAUUCUUCUUCUGAUUCUGCUUUGGUUUCCAGCUGCAUAUGCAGCACCCUUAGCCAGUAUUCCCGAGACUGCGUCCUGAAUGGGGGAAUCCCUGGGAAAUGGAGAACCAAAGAUCUUUGUUUCCAGGAAUGUCCAAACAACCUGGAAUAUAUGGAAUGUGGAAACCCCUGUGCCGACACAUGCGCCAAUCCAGAGAGGAGCAAGAUCUGUAAAGCCCCAUGUACUGAUGGUUGCUUCUGCCCUGCUGGGACUAUUCUCGAUGACAUGAAUGGCAACAAAUGCAUCCCCACUAACAGCUGUCCAUGCAUGUUUCAAGGCAAAGUCUAUGCAACUGGAGGGUCCUACUCCACUCCUUCUCAAAACUGUACCUGUGCUGGUGGCCGAUGGGUUUGUGUAUCUCUGCCUCUUUCUGGAAAUUGCAACGUGGAGGGAGGGUUCCACAUUACUACGUUUGAUAACAAAGAGUUCAUUUUUCAUGGCAAUUGUCAUUAUGUCUUAGCUAAGGACAAUGGCAGCAGCUUUGUGGUUGUUGGAGAGAUCAUUCAGUGUGGGAUAUCAAGCACUAUGACUUGCUUGAAGAAUGUAUUAGUCACAUUAAGAGCCCUUAAUAUCCGACUCUGUUCCUGUGGAAAUGUCUAUAUCAAUAAUUUCAUUGCAGUGCUGCCAAUAACUAGAGAUGGCAUCACUAUCUUCAGACCGUCUACAUUCUACAUCAACAUCUUGACCUCAUUUGGAGUACAGAUCCAAGUGCAAAUAAAACCCAUUAUGCAGCUGUUCAUAACAGUGGAUGACUCUUACCAAAAUCACACAUCUGGUCUUUGUGGCAAUUUCAACAACAUCCAGAUUGAUGACUUUCGGACAGUUAGUGGAGUUGUGGAGGAUUCAGCUUCAGCCUUUGGUAACUCAUGGAAGACUAGGGGCAGCUGUCCUGAUGUUGAAGAUAACUUUCAGGACCCUUGUGCAAACAGUGUGGACAAAGAAAAAUUUGGGCAGCACUGGUGUGAACUUCUGUCUAACACAAGUGGUGUAUUUGCUUCCUGUCAUUCCGUUGUAGAUCCCUCAUCAUAUGUCAAGAACUGUGUUUAUGACACUUGUAAUGCUGAGAAGAGUGAAGCGGCCCUGUGUAGCGUGCUCUCUACAUACUCCAGAGAUUGUGCUGCAAGAGGAGUACACCUGAAAGGCUGGAGGCAUGGGGUCUGUGAUGUCUCUAAGGACUGUCCUGAAACGAUGGUAUUCAGCUACGAUGUGAAGUUCUGUAACCACUCCUGCCGCUCCCUGAGCGAGCCUGAUCUGCUGUGUAAUGUCCAGAGCACUCCUGUAGAGGGCUGUGGUUGUCCCAAGGAGACCUACCUAAAUGCUGAUGAAUGUGUGUCUCCAGAAGACUGUCCAUGUUACUACAAAGACAAGACAAUUCAAGCUGGGAAAUCAUUCCAAGAGGACAAACUCAUGUGCAAAUGUAUUCGAGGAAGAUUAGACUGCAUUGGAGAAGCCAUAAUGAAAAAAGAUUGUCCUGCUCCUAUGUUUUACUUCGACUGCAGUUCUGCCGGCCCAGGAGCAAUUGGAUCUGAGUGUCAGAAAAGUUGUAAGACACAGGAUAUGCAGUGUUAUGUCACAGAAUGUGUCUCUGGCUGCCUGUGCCCCAAUGGGCUUGUAUCUGAUGGUAAAGGGGGCUGCAUUGCUGAGGACCAGUGUCCAUGUGUCCAUGGAGAAAAUUUCUAUAACCCUGGGGAAAGUAUCACAGUCCGCUGUAACACAUGCACAUGUAAUAACAGACAGUGGAACUGCACAGAGAACCCUUGCCAGGGAACGUGCACCGUGUAUGGAAAUGGACAUUACUUGAGCUUCGAUGGAGAAAAGUUUGAUUUCAUGGGAGAUUGCGAUUAUAUCCUAGCUCAGGACUUUUGCCCCAAUAACCCCAAUGAUGGCACCUUCCGAAUUGUAACUCAAAACAAUGCGUGUGGGAAAUCACUCUCCAUCUGUUCCUUGAAGAUCACAUUGAUUUUGGAGAACAUUGAAAUCAGACUCCUGGAAGGAAAAAUUCAAGAGAUAACCACUGAGCCAGAUGCUGUAAAGAAUUACAAGUUGGAUCUCAGGGGGGUUUAUAUUGUGAUUGAAACUUCCCAGGGAAUGACCUUCAUGUGGGACCAAAAGACCACAGUAAUUGUUCUAGUGGCACCCUCUUUCCAGGGCAAAGUCUGUGGCCUUUGCGGUGAUUUUGAUGGCCGUUCAAAGAAUGACUUUACAACCAGAGGGCAGUCAGUGGAGAUGAGAGUGCAGGAGUUUGGGAACAGCUGGAAAGUCACCAGCAGCUGCUCAAACAUAAACAUGACUGACCUGUGUGCUGAUCAGCCUUUCAAAUCUGUACUGGGACAAAAGCACUGCAGCAUUAUCAAGAGCAAUGUCUUUGGGGCCUGCCACAGUAAGAUCAACCCGAUGCCAUAUUAUGAGUCUUGUGUGUCUGACUUCUGUGGCUGUGACAGCGUGGGAGACUGUGAAUGCUUCUGUACCUCAGUAGCUGCUUAUUCAAGGAGCUGUAAUAGAGUUGGUGUCUGUAUUGACUGGAGGAGACCUAGCAUUUGUCCUGUGUUCUGCGAUUACUACAAUCCACCUGACAAACACGAAUGGUUCUAUAGGCCAUGUGGAGCCCCCUGUCUAAAGACCUGCAGGAAUCCACGGGGCAAAUGUGGUAACCUGCUGUAUAGUUUAGAAGGCUGUUACCCAGAAUGCAGCACUGAGAAGCCAUAUUAUGAUGAGGAACGAAGGGAAUGUGUCUCGCUGCUCGACUGCAUGUCAUGCAACCCUAAAGAAAAACUGUGCACAGAGGACUCCAAGGACUGCCUCUGCUGCUACCAGGAAAAGACCUACACCUUAAAUGAAAGUAUAUACAGUCAAACAGAUGGGGUCAGCUGCUGGAAGGCUGUCUGUGGCCCUAAUGGGAAUAUCAUUAGAACAUUCAUUCCUUGUGGAACAUCUACAAUGGUGCCUGCUAUAGAGGAGUCAGGGCCCAAACCCAAGGGAAGCACAGAUGAAGAAUCGGAAAUCACUUCCCCAAAGUCACGGAGGUCAGGAGUAGGGAACAUUAUAGAAGUACCUUCUACCACAUCGACACCAGCAAUAACCAGGGCAUCCCCAUGCUAUUGCAAUGUAAAUGGACAGCUGAUAUCUCAGGGGAAUAUUGUAUCUCAGACAACUGAUGGUUUGGGUCGGUGUUUUUACUCCAUAUGUAAUGCCUCAUGUCAGAGUGAGUUAAUCCAGGGAGAAUGUGCAACCACUCCAAGACCGAGCACAGCUCCUGAGCAGCCCAGCGACCACUGUGAUUCAGCUUUACAGAAUGGACGUUGUGAAAACACUCCUACAAGUGCAGCAAACACAUCUGCUCCCAAAGUAACUCCUAUGAGAGACUGUCCAUAUCUCAGUCCUCCUAGAAAGUUUAAUGAAUCAUGGGACUUCGGAAAUUGUCAAAUUGCCACUUGCUUGGGAGGUGGAAAUGAUAUUAAACUGUCCAAUGUGAAUUGCCCUCCUCAACUAUUAAACCUCUGUGUCAAUGGUUUCCCACUCACAAAACACUAUGAUGAAACUGGCUGCUGUGAAGUGUUUGAGUGUCAGUGUGUAUGCAGUGGGUGGGGAAAUGAACAUUACGUGACUUUCGAUGGAACAUAUUAUAAUUUCCAGGGGAAUUGCACCUAUCUCCUGGUGAAGCCAAUCCAGCCUGACUCUCAGAGCUUCUGGAUUCACAUGGACAACUACUACUGUGGUACAACUGAUGGAGCAAUUUGUUCAAAGUCCCUUGUCAUUUUUUAUAAGAAUUCCAUGGUGAUUCUGACACAAGCAGUAGAACAUAGGAAAGAAACCAACUUGGUUCUGUUUAACAAUAAGAAGGUUGUGCCAAAUGUUUCCAAGAAUGGUAUCAUCAUAACCAGUUCUGGCCUCUACGUUGUGGUUGAAAUACCUGAACAAAAACUGUAUGUCUCCUAUGGACGACUUAUGUUUUACAUAAAACUCCCUUUCAGCACCUUUUAUAACAAUACCCUGGGGCAAUGUGGUACAUGCACCAACCAAAAGUCUGAUGAUGCUAUGAAGAGGAAUGGUGAGAUUGCAGACUCCUUCAGAGAGAUGGCUUUAGACUGGAGAGUGCCAGAUCCUACCAACAGAAAUUGUGAAUUAAGUACCCUGGCGCCCGCUUGGACAGAGACCUCAUUAUCCAAAGUGGGAGCUUGUGCUCCCAGUGCUCUUUGUAAACUCAUCUGGAAUUUGACAGGCUGUCACAGUGCCAUUCCCCCUCGACCUUACUAUGAGGCUUGUGUUGUGGAUGGCUGCUCAGCAUUACCCCAGAAGACCGAAUGCCAAAGCCUUCAGACCUAUGCGGCCUUGUGUGGAUUCCAUGGAAUCUGUGUUGACUGGAGGAGCAAAACUAACGGGCUGUGUGAAGCCAAAUGUUCUCAGGACCAGAUCUACAAGCCAUGCGGGGGAACAGAAAGAAGCACAUGCUUCAGCAGGUGGGUCAUUUACUCCACCAUCCCCUUGCAAGAUAAGGAUCCAGUACUUGUUGAAGGGUGUCACUGCCCUGAUGGAAAGAUCCUGCUGAAUAAUCUUGAUGGCAUUUGUGUUUCUGUCUGCGGCUGUAUUGGACCUGAUGGAUUAGUGAAACAGCCUGGAGAGAAAUGGGAACAUGAUUGUCAGUACUGCACCUGCAAUGAGGCGACCUUGAAUAUCUCUUGUUCACCCCACUCUUGUGUUAAGUCUCUGCCAGUCAACUGCACUAAAGAAGGAUUUGUUCCUAAAACACGACCCCGUUCAGAAGAUCCCUGCUGUCCAGAGACAGUGUGUGAAUGUGAUGUAAAGUCCUGUUUUCUCAUCAAAAGACAAUGCGAUUUAGGCUUCCAGCCAGUGGUAGCUAUUUCUGAGGAUGGCUGUUGUCCUAUUUUUUCCUGUAUACCAAAAAGUGUAUGCGUUUCUGAAGGAGUUGAAUAUAAGCCAGGGACAAUGGUGCCUAAAAACUCUUGUGAAGAUUGUUUGUGCACUGAAAAGCAGGACCCUGCUACACAAACUAACCAAAUUCAGUGCACGCCAGUAAAAUGCUCAACUGAUUGCCGGCAGGGUUUCCGCUACACCAGAGAAGAAGGCAGGUGUUGCGGUCAGUGUGUGCAGGUGGCCUGUGUGGCGAAGCUUCCAUCUGGCAUUGUGACCAUUGAGGUUGGGAAGACCUAUAAAGUUCUGGAGGAUAACUGUACUCUGUAUAAUUGCACUCAGUCAUCAGGCCAGUUUGUUUUGACUAGCACAAUAAUAUCCUGCCCAGCGUUUGAUCCGUCAAACUGUGUCCCAGGAACUGUUGCGACAACUUCAGAUGGAUGUUGUAAGACAUGUAUCCCAUUGUCAAAUGUUUGCAAACUGAAGCUGAAAAAAGAAUACAUCACUCACAAGAGCUGUAAAUCAGCAGCUCCUGUCCUAGUGCCUUCAUGUGAAGGGUCCUGCGGUACAUACUCUGUGUAUGCUUUUGAUGUCAGUAAAAUGAAACACAAAUGCACUUGCUGCCAUGAAACAAAGAGCCAUGAGAUGAAGGUGGAAUUGAUUUGCUCUAAGAGGAAGAGAAUCGAAUACACAUAUGUUCAUGUAGAUGAGUGUGACUGUGUGGAGACAAAAUGCCAAGAGAAAAAGCCAUAAAGACAAAGUGCUGGAGAAACAUCUAUUUUUAAUGCUUCACCUGUGAAUAGUUUAGAACAUAGCUGUGAGUGUUCGCUGACCUUUUAAUGAGGUUCCUUCCCUCCUUUGCUUUUCCUUCCAGUAAUCUGUACAAUUGUGGAAAUUUACUAAAGGA
Molecule: messenger RNA, 6607 nt
Organism: Malaclemys terrapin pileata
Lineage: Eukaryota; Metazoa; Chordata; Testudines; Emydidae
Product: mucin-5B-like
Exons: 48
Coding region: 1-6453 (2150 amino acids)
Cellular component (GO): extracellular matrix
Molecular function (GO): protein binding
Source: RefSeq, a predicted model, not a curated record